CGCUGCAUCCACUGGCAGCGGCCUCCCGAGCCUGAAGACGACAGCGCGCGGCUUGAUGGCAUGACUUGUAGUAUCCGUGCUGCAGUAGCGGCGGGCCAAACUUCUGCCGAGACACAUCUGCUCAAAUAGAAACAAUACGAGCGGGGGGAGAAGGUUUCUUUCCUUUGCCUGUCAUGGGCGGGAGCAAUCGUGACAGCACAGCAGCGCCGCAGACCGCCAGAUGCGUCUUAUGCAAGCCUUCCUCGAGGGUGUGUGUGUGUGUGUGUGUGCCGCCCGCAGUCGCUGGGCCCACCCCCGCAUGUACGCCCACGCUUCCCCGGCUUUCCGCAACCCGCGCUGUCUCAACCACGCGUCUCGAUUAGGCAAGACGGCAACUUGAUUGCACGCAGGGGGUCGAAAGGGAGGAACCU
Messenger RNA from Aplosporella prunicola CBS 121167, 410 nucleotides. RefSeq lists its product as uncharacterized. The record is from RefSeq and is a predicted model, not a curated record. NCBI's taxonomy places the organism in Eukaryota, Fungi, Ascomycota, Dothideomycetes, Botryosphaeriales, Aplosporellaceae. The coding region runs from base 221 to 379 and encodes 52 amino acids. The transcript has a single exon.